Sphaeramia orbicularis (orbiculate cardinalfish) is the source of this 1011-nucleotide messenger RNA. RefSeq names its product vesicle transport protein SFT2B-like. The transcript has 8 exons. Lineage: Eukaryota; Metazoa; Chordata; Actinopteri; Kurtiformes; Apogonidae. Gene Ontology annotation, cellular component: membrane. Bases 208 to 696 code for a protein of 162 amino acids. Gene Ontology annotation, biological process: vesicle-mediated transport. The record is from RefSeq and is a predicted model, not a curated record.
CUAACUCUCUCUGUACUCUGGACUGACUGGUCAAACAGCGCCUCCUUCGGUCACUAUAGUGGUCAGACGCGGUACUGCAGGCGGAAGUGCAGCCAGCCGCACCUGUUGCAGGUUCGCGAGCGCAGACACCUGUGGCUCCGCGCGACCGCGAACCUUCUGGAAAUUUCCGUCCGGGACCAGGACCAAGACCAGAACCGGGACGGGCUGAUGGACAAGCUGAAGCAGGUUCUGGGCGGACAGGAUGGAGGGACCACGGACGGGACCGGGAUCCUGGAGAGAGCCAAUCAGGCGUCGACGCUGGCCUGGGGGACCCGGGUGAAGGGCUUCGUGGUCUGUUUCAUCCUGGGCGUGGUCUGCUCUGUCCUGGGAACAUGUCUGCUGUGGAUCCCAGGGGCGGGACUUCCUGCCUUCGCUGUCCUCUACACUGUGGGAAACAUCUGCUCCCUGGCCAGUACCAUGUUCCUGGUUGGUCCCCUCAAGCAGCUCAAGUCCAUGUGGGCCAAAGAGAGGGCGCUGGCCACCGCCGUCAUGUUGGUGUGUUUGGUGUUGACACUUUGUGCUGCUUUCUGGUGGAAGAACAACGGCCUGGCUCUGCUCUUCUGUAUCCUCCAGUUUCUGGCCUUCACCUGGUACGGCCUUUCCUACAUCCCCUUUGCCAGGGAUGCUGCCCUCAGACUGUGCUCCAUGUGUCUCUGAAGUCCUGGACCAGGUCCACCCUGUGUCUCUGAAGUCCUGGACCAGGUCCACCCUGUGUCUCUGAAGUCCUGGACCAGGUCCACCCUGUGUCUCUGAAGUCCUGGACCAGGUCCACCCUGUGUCUCUGAAGUCCUGGACCAGGUCCACCCUCCACCCCUUAAAUAUGUGGAUUCAUUGAGUUUAGACUGAAGUCCUAGAACUAUGGACAUGUGACCCUCUGAGGACAUGGACAAACCUUUCACUGUUGGACUCUUGUCUCUUCUUCUGGUUCCGUUCGUACAUUUCACUUUUUAAUAAAUAAGCCCUUUGAAUAAA